AUGUCCUCGGACGACUUGUUCCUCAACCUGCUCCGGCCCGCCGUACUCCACAUCCUGCGCGCGUCCGGCUUCCACUAUGGCAAACCUUCGGCUGUCGACACCGUCGUAGACCUCACGGCACGCUACCUCUCCCUGCUUGCAGAGCGCACAGCCUACAAUGCAUUCUCCAACCACAACGACUCCACACCAAACAUCACAGAUGUGCGCAUGGCCAUGCAAGACUGCGCGCUGCUGGUGCCUACUAUGACGGCAGGAGAGGAGGAAUGGAAGCAGAUUCUGCGCAAACCUCUCGACUUCUACAACGAAGAGACGGGUGCACGCGCCAUGGAGGAACAGCGACGCGACGCCGAGGACACAGCCGACGUAAGGGAAUUUAUCGACUGGGUCAAGGGUGAUCAAAACAAAGAGAUCAUGCGGAUAGCGGGCACCCUCAAAUCGGUGGCCACGAACCCGAUUGAUCAGCUCGAUCAGCUGGAGAUGGAGGAUUACCUGAACACACUCAUGAAGAAGCACAGCAAGACUGGAGUCGAGUCGCGAUUUCAGGGAACUGUUCUGGGCGUCCCAUCCGAGCCAAAGACUAUCAAGAUCGAGGGAGGCGGCGCAGAGUCGAUAGAAGAAUGGUGUCGGAGAACUCGAGAGCGGGCUGCAAAGGCAGCAGAAGCGAAACACGAUGCGAGUACAGCCACGAGCCGUGUGGUAACCCGUGAGCCAUCUGAAGACGUGGAGAUGGAUACAGCAUAA
Messenger RNA from Parastagonospora nodorum SN15, 741 nucleotides. RefSeq lists its product as hypothetical. The transcript has 2 exons. Gene Ontology annotation, molecular function: protein heterodimerization activity. The coding region runs from base 1 to 741 and encodes 246 amino acids. The record is from RefSeq and is a predicted model, not a curated record. Lineage: Eukaryota; Fungi; Ascomycota; Dothideomycetes; Pleosporales; Phaeosphaeriaceae.